UUAGAGGACAACUAUUUGAAAUCUGCUCGUCGCUGUGUUGUUUAGCUACGGAAAUAACUGUUUACGGAUUUUGUUGGGAAACUGUCCUCUGUUAGUCUGAAUUAUAUGCUCUUUUGCUUGUUCUUGGUCACUCUGUAUCCUCGUUGCUGCCCACGGUAAACAUGUCUGUGGAAGUUCGUGCUGUGCAGCUCCUAACCGCAGAGAACCGGCAGAAACCGGGGAAAGCCGCCGCAGCAGCGGGUCCGAGGAGAGCAGCUCUCGGAGAGAUUACCAACUUUAACGCAGCAGUGACUGUCACAAAGAGAACAGGACAGACAAAAGUGUCAGCCAAGCCAUCUUGUGUCCAAGUGGCUAAACCUGCCGAUGUAGCAGUUCGACCAGUCCAAGCAGCUACAGAGCCUCUUCCUUUGGUUUUGGAGGAAUCUGCAACUGAUGUGUCCAUGAAGGAGGAGACUGAGUUGUGCCUGGCUUUCUCUGAGGCACUGCUUGCGGUGCAGGACGUGGAUGAGGAGGAUGCAGACCAGCCACAGCUCUGUUCAGAAUAUGUGAAGGAUAUCUACAAGUAUCUGCACAACCUGGAGUUGCAGCAGACAGUACGAGCAAACUACAUGCAGGGCUACGAAAUCACUGAUGGCAUGCGAGCGCUUCUCAUCGACUGGCUGGUCCAGGUUCACUCCAGGUUCCAGCUGCUGCAGGAGACUCUGUACCUCACAGUUGCCAUUCUGGACCGCUUUCUUCAGGUCCAGCCAGUGUCUCGCAGGAAGCUGCAACUUGUCGGUGUGACUGCCAUGCUGGUGGCCUGCAAGUAUGAGGAGAUGUACGCCCCAGAGGUUGGCGACUUUGCCUACAUAACCGACAACGCCUUUACAAAAUCUCAGAUUCUCGAGAUGGAGCAGCAGAUUCUGAAGGGCCUGAAAUUUCAGCUGGGGCGUCCUCUCCCACUGCACUUUCUCAGACGGGCAUCUAAGGUGGCAAAUUCUGAUGGGGAGAGACACACGCUGGCCAAGUACCUGAUGGAGCUGACCCUGCUCGACUACAAUAUGGUGCACUACAGGCCCUCUGAGGUCGCUGCUGCUUCCCUCUGCCUCUCCCAGCUGCUGCUGGACGGCCUACCCUGGUCUCCCACACAGCAGCACUACUCUACCUAUGACGAGGCCCACCUGAAGCCCAUCAUGCAGCACAUUGCCAAAAAUGUUGUGCUGGUAAAUGAAGGGAAAACAAAGUUCCAGGCUGUGAGGAAAAAGUACUCGAGCAGCAAGCUUCUCAAGAUCAGCCUCAUUCCUCAGCUCAAAUCUUCAAUUGUCAAGAACAUGGCAGCAGCUGUACUCUGACUCAACUUUUUUCUUUUUAUGAUCUGAGAAUUUGAGCCAUUUGUAUUGGCUUUUUUCUAAUGCACCUUGAACUGCAUAUCCAAGAAAAAGCUGAGAAGUUGUUGUGCAGCUUCCAGAGGAUCUACAAACUGCUUCUAUGAAGUAAAAAGUUUUUCUAAUCUCUAACCUUUUUUUUCUUUUCUUCCCACCAGUGGAAGAUUUUAACUAUUGAAUGAUUAAACAUACCUGUUGGGCAGCAAACAGUUUUGCAUCUGCAUGUAAUGUACCUUGUUGGAGAUCGAAAUAAAGUUUUAGAUGGUUCUUAGACUUUAA
Molecule: messenger RNA, 1643 nt
Organism: Pundamilia nyererei
Lineage: Eukaryota; Metazoa; Chordata; Actinopteri; Cichliformes; Cichlidae
Gene: ccnb2
Product: cyclin B2
Exons: 8
Coding region: 162-1331 (389 amino acids)
Biological process (GO): mitotic cell cycle phase transition
Molecular function (GO): cyclin-dependent protein serine/threonine kinase regulator activity
Source: RefSeq, a predicted model, not a curated record